GAACCUUGUUCUGUCUUUCAUCAGAGACACGAAAAGAAGAAAACAACACUAGAACAAAGAGAGAGUUUUGAUUGAAAAAUAAAAAGAAGAGAAAACACAGCUUUGGAAAAUGGAGUCGCAGAUGACACGUCCUUAUGGUCAUGAUCAAGCAGAGGAUCCAAUCAGAAUUCACCAUCCAGAGGAAGAAGAGCAUCAUGAGAAAGGAGCAUCUAAAGUGUUGAAGAAAGUAAAGGAAAAAGCAAAGAAGAUCAAGAACAGUCUCACUAAACAUGGUAAUGGUCAUGAUCACGAUGUGGACGAAGCAGAAUAUGAUGAGUAUGAGGAGCAAGAUCCAGAAGUUCACGGCGCACCAGUGUAUGAAUCAUCUGCGGUGAGAGGUGGUGUAACCGGUAAACCUGAGUCUUUAAGCCACACCGGAGAAACUAAUGUUCCGGCAACGGACGAGAUCGUACCUCCGGGGACAAAGGUUUUUCCUGUCGUGUCUUCCGAGCAAACCAAACCCAUUGAACCUGUAUCAUUCCAAGAUACCGCUUACGGGCAUGAAGCACUCACUGAUCCUGUAAGACCGAUGGAUACGUCGGAUUGGGAAGAGAGAAGAGAGGCACCAACUCAUUACCCUCUAGGAGUGUCCGACAGAGAAGAGAGCAGAGAAUCUCAUUACGAGUCAUUGGACACUCCAGUUUCUCUGCUUUCUGCAACAGAGGAUGUGACGAGGACAUUUUCUCCUGGUGGUGAUGAUGAUUACCUCGGUGGUCAACGUAAAGUAAACAUCGAGACUCCGAAACGAUUGGAGGAAGAUCCUGCUGGUCCAGGAGGAGGGUCGGAUUAUCUCAGUGGUGUAUCUAAUUAUCAGUCCAAAGUCACAGAUCCGACAAAAGAAGGUGGAGUAGCUGGAAUACCAGAGAUUGCUGAGUCUCUUGGUAGGAUGAAAGUGACAGAUGAGUCUCCUGGUCAGACAACAGGACAAAGAGACUUGAGAAGCCAAGAAUUUGGUCUGAAGAAUGAAUCUGGAAUCGGCAAGGAUUCGCCGGCGAGAUUUGGAGGAGAAUCAGGAGGACUGGAGGAAAGUUUUCCGACGAGAAGUGAUGAUGUGAAAGUAGGGUUAGGAAGAGACUUGCCGACGGGAACUCAUGAUCAGUUCUCACCGGAACUUUCUCGCCCUAAAGAGAGAGGUGACUCUGAGGAGACGAGAGAAGAGGCUACACAUGAGACAAAACCAAGCACUUAUACAGAGCAGUUUGCUUCAGCUACUUCAGCCAUAACAAACAAAGCUAUAGCGGCGAAGAACGCCCUGGCCUCAAAGCUAGGUUACUCGGGAGAAAGCGGCGGCGGGGUGCAAUACGAUAGCACCGUAAAAGAUGAAACUCCGAGGUCCGCUACGGGUUACGGGCAGACAGUGGCGGGAACUGUUGCUGAGAAGUUAACUCCGGUCUAUGAAAAGGUCAAAGAAACAGGAUCAACCGUGAUGACGAAGCUGCCCCUCUCUGGAGGUGGAAGUGGAGUGAAGGAGACGCAACAAGGAGAAGAGAAAGGUGUGACGUCGGCUAGAGAUUACUUGUCGGAGAAGCUCAAACCUGGAGAAGAAGACAAAGCUUUAUCGGAGGUGAUAGCUGAGAAACUUCAUUUUGGGGGAGGAGGAGAGAAGAAGAAGACAACGGCGACAAAGGAGGUGGAAGUGACGGUGGAGAAGAUCCCUAUCCCUACGGAGAAGAUAUUGGAGGAUAAAGAACACCGUGAGGCGGUUGCAGAGGAAGGGAAAGGAGGAGGAGGUGUAGGAAUGGUGGGGAAAGUUAAAGGAGCGGUCACUUCUUGGCUCGGUGGUACAAAGGAGGAGGUGAAGCCGAAAUCGCCUCAUUCGGUUGAAGAGUCUCCACAAUCACUUGGCACCACCGUUGGGACUAUGGGGUUCUCGGAUUCCAGUGGAAGUGACUUAGGCGGUGUUGGUGGAGCUAGGGGAGUUCAACCUAGUUCUGGCAACUGAAGAUUUGGGGUUUUGCUUUUGAAUGUUUUGUUUAUGUGUGUUUCUGUUUGUUCCCUCUUUGUCUUUUGACUUUGAUGUAUUUUGAUCUUUGUAUGAAAAAGAGGAUUGGGUUAAUAAAAUAUAUUUGCUUUGGAUUAAGAAGCUCUA
Molecule: messenger RNA, 2128 nt
Organism: Camelina sativa (false flax)
Lineage: Eukaryota; Viridiplantae; Streptophyta; Magnoliopsida; Brassicales; Brassicaceae
Product: low-temperature-induced 65 kDa protein
Biological process (GO): response to stress; response to abscisic acid
Source: RefSeq, a predicted model, not a curated record